Molecule: messenger RNA, 860 nt
Organism: Lycium ferocissimum
Lineage: Eukaryota; Viridiplantae; Streptophyta; Magnoliopsida; Solanales; Solanaceae
Exons: 1
Coding region: 1-741 (246 amino acids)
Biological process (GO): dephosphorylation
Molecular function (GO): phosphatase activity
Source: RefSeq, a predicted model, not a curated record
AUGGCUUCGUUUGGGUCUCUUAAGCAGGCUAUCUUUGAUAGACAAACGAGAAAACAGCAAUACCAAGAUCACAUACGAGGCCUGAAUGCUUAUGAUCGCCACAAGAAGUUCGUCAAGGAUUAUGUUGGAUUUUAUGGAAGAGAGAGCUUCACACAAGAAAAGUUACCUGUUAAAACAGAUCAGGAUACUCUUAGAGAAGGAUACCGGUUCAUACGAACUGAGGAAGAUGAUAUGAAUCCAUCUUGGGAGCAAAGGCUGGUUAAGCGCUACUAUGACAAGCUUUUCAAAGAAUAUUGCAUAGCUGAUAUGACACACUAUAAGAGUGGCAAGAUUGGUCUGAGAUGGAGGACCGAAAAGGAAGUGAUAUCUGGAAAAGGGCAAUUUGUCUGUGGUAACAAAAAUUGCAAUGAGGAAGAUGGUCUAGCUAGCUACGAGGUGAAUUUUUCAUAUGUUGAAGCAGGAGAAAACAAACAGGCCCUGGUGAAAUUGGUAGCCUGUGAGAGAUGUGCAGAAAAGCUUCUUUAUAAAAAGAGGAAAGAGAAGGAACAAUCUAAAGAAAACCAGAAAGAUAAGCAUCGAAGGAAAAGAGAAAGAUCUGUAAGUGAUGAUGACGAAGAGGAUGAUAAAUAUGCACAAAGGAAAGGCAGGAGUAGAAGGUCCAAAGCUUCAACUUCAUCUGAUAAUCCGGGUAAUGAAGAUAAUGAAAAUAUGGAUCAGUAUAUGGAGGGAAUGUUUCCUUGACAGGAGGAUAUUGAUGUUAUUGUAGAGAUUUUACGUUUCAUUAAAUUAGUUGAAAUCGCCAGCUAGAUAUUUUUGUUUGGGCAACUUAUACGAUUAAAGGUAAGGCCAUACUUAUUUCU